CAGAAGCUCGAGAGAUACAGAGAUGCAAAUCACCUGAGUGCAUGAAGCAGAUUUUUUUGAAGGAGGAAACAUGGAAACAUUGAAUAAUUUAUCUGAUCUGAAAGAGUCCGGGUUUGGUCGGCCGCCUCCCAGACACGGACUGAACUUGCUGUGGUGGUUUGCUCAUGAGUGUGUCCAGAUUGACUCCAAUCAACAAAUGGCUGCUCUGUGCUACCCUGAAAAUGGAUGUUUUGGUUUUCACCGAUUCUACAAUAGGGAUAGACCUAAACUUCUUCCACCCAUUAAUCUACCGUACUACGAGGUGGGCAACCUGCACAACCCUGGAUCGCUGCCCUAUUAUGUCAUAGAGAAUUACACGGGGUAUUUAGACGACAGCAACUGUGAUCGGAUCAUCGUUUCUUAUAACUGGAGAUGGAAGAAAUUUGACAGGGUUUACGUGACACGACACUCGGAUCAGAAGAACUUUGACCCCAAUUGCACACGCCAAAUAAGCCCUGAACUCAUAAAGACCAUAAAAGAGAUGAGGCGUGCUGAAUUUCUCAGUGAACGCAGAAAUCAACCUCAAUCUGUUCACAUAGAAAUGCCUCAUUCAGUGCUGACAGAAACCAGUAAUUGUCCAAAUAAAAACUGCUGGAUUGGGGUGGGCUGCGCCAUUGGAGUGAUCUUCCUCAUCAUUAUGACUGUUGUUUUGCUUUUUAUCUUUGGUAAAAUUAAAUCUUGAAUCUGAAAGUUGCAGCUUAUAUCAAAUGAGCCAUUUUAUUUCAUCAAAUAAAUGAAAUAUAAUUACUUGUUUAUUAUAGAUUAAUAUACAAUAUUGAGCACUGCAUGUUUAUUUAUGAUUCAUUGUAUUGAUGUCGAAAAAUUCAAAAGAUUUAGAAAAUGUAAAACUGGGUAAAUGUAUAUUAUUUUAAACCAUACUGCACUUUCAAAUGAAUUUAUGUCCAGGAUUUUUAGUUUAUUCAUAUUCAAACUGCUACACUGUAAAACCCAAUAAGUUAAGGCAACUCAAACCAUUUGAGGAAACCGAUUGCAACAAACUAUUUAAGUUCACAAACUAAUCCCAAUGAGUACUGUGAACUUAUUCCAUUUGAGUAAAUGAAGCAAUUUGAGCACAGUGAAACCCGAUAAAUGAAGAGAACUCAAACCAACUGAGUUCUGUAAAACCCAAUAAGUUAAGGCAACUCAAACCGUUUGAGGAACCUGAUUGCUACAAACCAUUUUAGUUAAAAAUAAUAAUCUAUAUGAGUACUGUAAACUUACUCCAUUUAAGUUGAAGUAAUGAGGUAUUUAAAUAACUCCUUAUAUUCAACACUGAGUUCAAAACUCUUUUCAAAUGAGUAGAAUUAACUUAA
Messenger RNA from Danio aesculapii, 1352 nucleotides. RefSeq lists its product as uncharacterized. NCBI's taxonomy places the organism in Eukaryota, Metazoa, Chordata, Actinopteri, Cypriniformes, Danionidae. The transcript has 2 exons. Bases 71 to 721 code for a protein of 216 amino acids. The record is from RefSeq and is a predicted model, not a curated record.